UCGAGGCUUAGUGUAUGUUUCAUGUUUGACCAGUUGUCACGCUUUGUUACUCAGGACAAUAAACAUUCCAUUUAGAAUUACUAUACUAUGUCAGGUGUGUUUAAUAGUUACAGUUUUUAGUUCGUUCAAAGUGAGCAAUUAAUACAACUUAGUCAUUCUUAUAUACUUAUAAUUACAAUUAUUUUCUUUGUUUACUUUGUUUUAGGUUAUGAUUCAUGUAGUACAUUCUGGUCUGUACAUUCUUUUUAUCAAUUUCAUUAUUUUAAUUCUUAUUUUAUCUUGUUCAUGGAGAACAAUUAAAACUAAUUAAAUUAUGUUGAGUUUUAUAAUAUAUGUCCUAAAAAUAGUGUAGUGUUUUAAAUACUGUCCUUAUGUUUAUGACAACAGUAUUUAUGUACAAAUGUAAAGUUAUAUAUAUAUGUAUAUAUAUAUAUAUAUACAAGUAUUAUAUUAGUUUUUUAAUAUAAUAUAACAAUUGUCAAAAGAAAGCAUCGAAAUAUCUUUCUAUUCAAUGAAAACUCUUUGUACUUAUCUGUAUAAUUAAUAUUUUAAUCUAAAUUAUUUACUUUGAUAUUAAUAAGAAAGUAUAGACUUGCAUUUAAACAUAUACAAGUGUAAUAAAUUACAAUUGCAUUAAAAAGUACUUAGUAAAUAUUUUUAAAUAUGAUAUUACUAAAAGAUGCCCCAUGGGGUUUACAAAUGAUUGAAUAUAUAACAUCUAAAUGUUGUCCUCAUCGUCGUAUUAAUCGACUUAUAUGGCAUCAAGGAGGUAUAUUCGCUCUUACGUAUUUAUCAUAUACCUGUUACCAUAUGACAAGAAAGCCUAUAUCUGUGGUAAAAAAUGUAUUAAGCCUUAACUGUAGUAAUUUAUCACCACCACCUGAUAUUAUAAUUAAUGAUACCAAUCGAGAUACAUGGUGUGAUUGGGCUCCAUUUGACACAUCAAAUGCUCCAGCAUUACUUGGUAUGUUAGAUUCAGCAUUUCUAUUUGCAUAUGCAGCUGCCAUGUUUCUCAGUGGAUUUAUUGCUGAACGUGUUAAUCUACGUUAUUUCAUUUCCCUUGGUAUGCUAACAUCUGGUAUUUCUUGUUAUUUAUUUGGAAUUGCUAGAUCAUAUAAGAUACAUAAUCUAUGGUAUUUUAUUUUGGUUCAGGCUGCAGGUGGAGUAUUUCAAACUUCAGGUUGGCCAGGUGUGGUAACAGUUGUGGGAAAUUGGUUUGGAAAAGGAAAACGAGGCUUAAUUUUUGGAAUAUGGAAUUCUCAUACAUCUUUAGGAAAUAUAUUGGGCACUUUAAUUGCAGCUAAAUUUGUUGAAUCUGAUUGGGGUUUAAGUUUCAUGAUACCAGGAGCUAUAAUGGGUUUGGCAGGAUUUAUCAUUUUUUUAUUCUUAGUACCUACACCCACUGAUGUAGGAUGUUCUCUUCCUAAUUCUAUUGGAUAUAGACAAUUAGAUGGAAAUAGUUCAGAUGAAGAUAGUAUUGAAGAUGUUGAAGAAUCUCAUACUAAUGGAGAAGAUGAUUUAGCAAGUUUAAGAUCUGAAACAAGUCCAAUGUUAUCAACAAAUAGACGUUUACAUAAUCAUGCCAGAGAAAAUGCUAUUGGAUUUUUUGGAGCUAUAAAUAUACCCGGUGUACUCGAAUAUUCUUCUUCAUUAUUUUUUGCCAAACUUGUAAGCUACACAUUGCUUUACUGGUUGCCAUUGUAUAUUGCAGUUUCAAGUACAUAUAGUACAACAUUAAGUGCAUAUUUAUCAGCAUUAUUUGAUGUAGGAGGUAUUGCAGGUGCAAUAGUUGCUGGUAUUUUAUCAGACUACAGUGGUAUGAGUGCUUUAACGUGUGCUGUAAUGCUUGGAUUUGCAAUUCCAACAUUAUUUAUUUACGAUUAUUUAGAAAGUAUGAGUUUAAGUAUUAGUAUACUAUUAUUAUUAACAACAGGACUGUUGGUUAAUGGACCAUAUGCUUUAAUAACAACUGCAGUAUCUGCUGAAUUAGGAACUCAUCCUAGUUUGGGGGACAGUUCCAAAGCUUUAGCAACAGUCACUGCAAUUAUUGAUGGAACAGGUAGUAUUGGUGCUGCAGUUGGUCCACUAUUAACAGGAUUUGUUUCUCAAUGGGCAGGAUGGCAUAAUGUUUUUUAUAUGCUCAUGUUUGCAAACAUGUUAGCUCUACUUUUUUUAUCCAGAUUAGUUUAUAAAGAUAUACGAUUGUAUGCACAGCGACGAAGGGCUGUAUAAAUGAGAUGUAUUUUAAGAUUAAGAUACAAGAACUUUUUUAUAAAUGUAAAUGGAUUGACUAUGUAUAUAUUUACAAAAUUAUUCAAUUUUAAUUUAACUAUUAAUUAUUAUCGUAAAAUAAAUGAUAUAUUUUUACAAUAA
This is a messenger RNA of Vespula vulgaris, 2373 nucleotides long. It is a transcript of the gene MFS16, whose product is annotated as glucose-6-phosphate exchanger SLC37A2. The coding region runs from base 664 to 2232 and encodes 522 amino acids. Gene Ontology annotation, cellular component: membrane. The record is from RefSeq and is a predicted model, not a curated record. Gene Ontology annotation, biological process: transmembrane transport. Lineage: Eukaryota; Metazoa; Arthropoda; Insecta; Hymenoptera; Vespidae. Gene Ontology annotation, molecular function: transmembrane transporter activity. The transcript is spliced from 8 exons.